UUAAUAAGCGACAGACGCGCUCUGGGGCAGGUCGUCGAUUACGAUACUUCAUCGUUGUUUGUCGUUUCGUUUCGACGAAAGAAGAAUGAAAGGCGACCUAGUGCUGUUUCUGCUCUUCGGUCUUCUGGUCUUCGUUUUCACGCAGGACGUGCGGGUGACUUUUUCCCGCCAAACGACCGGUGACGACACGGAGGGAGAGGAGGAGGCGUGCGUGACACCCGACGGAAAUGAUGGAACGUGUCGGCCCUUGGUCCGGUGUUUGUUCUCCUUGACCAAUGUCAGCGACGUCGAACGAUUUUCGUGCUCUUAUCAAGGGGUAGAAGGGGCGGGAAUCUGUUGUUCGCCCUCCACCGACCUGGCACCCAGAAAAGGAGCGGCUAGACCGACAGAAUUCGAUCCCGUGCCUUCGGUGGAUAUACCAGAAAUUACGCCCCGAGUGUUAAGUGCCGCGGCGGAAGAGGGUCGUCGGGUUGUGGAGGAAAUCGAUAAAUUGGAAGAAGAGUUAAUCAAACUAGGUCUGACGGUGAAGAGCGGCACCAAAGAAGCAUUCCAUCAGGCAUUCUUCGGUAGCAAACGUCGAAUUCAUGAGAUAGGCAAAAACGGACAGAUCGCUGUGGAAACUUCCCUGCACCUGGCCAAGAGUUUAGAGCUGAACAGUUUGCAAGGAAGAAGCCUGAAGAGAGUUAGCAUAAAGGAUACGCCUAUAAGUAACACCUGUCCCAAACCUCCUCCCUGUCCUUCUAGCAAGUACCGGACGUCUGAUGGGAGUUGCAACAACCUGAACAACCUUUCGUGGGGAAAGUCGUUCACUCCAUUUCAAAGAUUCCUCCCUCCCAAGUACUUUGACGGAAUCAACGCUCCCAGGAUAGCAGCAGAUGGAGGCCCGCUUCCCAGCGCUCGAGAUGUGUCUGACGCCGCUAAUCCCGAUAAAGAUGUGCCAAACGCCAUUUUCACCUUAAUCAUCAUGCAGUGGGCGCAGUUCGUCGACCACGAUAUCACUCUAACUGCCAUCACCAAGAAUAAAGACAAUGAAGGAAUUCUCUGCUGCGACCCCAAGAUUCAGAGGAAUCCCAAACUACUACAUCCCGCUUGCUUUCCAAUUGCUAUAUCCAAAAACGACCGUUUUUAUUCCAAAUUCAACGAGAGCUGCAUGGAAUUCGUCCGUUCUCUUGCCGCCCCUAAACCUGAGUGCACUCUGGGAAGCAGAGAACAGAUCAAUCAGCUGACUGCUUUCUUGGACGGAUCCAACGUCUACGGCUCCACUGAGGAGGAAGCCAAUAAUCUUCGUUCUUUCAAAGAAGGUAAAUUGAAGAAUUUGGAACUACAUGGCGAACAAUUCUUGCCUCAAGAGCAACACAAAAGCGAGGACUGUGCCAUUCGGGAACAGGCUUGCUUUCUGGCAGGAGACGAAAGAGUAAACGAGCAAAUCAACUUGGCUAUUAUGCACACGUUGUGGAUGAGGGAACACAAUCGAGUGGCCGAAGAGCUGAAAAAGCAAAAUCCCGGCUGGAACGACCAAAUACUAUAUUUAGAAGCUAGGAGGAUCGUGGGAGCUGAAAUUCAACACAUCACUUACAAUGAAUUUCUUCCUCUUUUGUUAGGUAAUAAUAUAGUAAGUUCGUAUGGUCUGUUACCCAAACCGUACGGAAAAAUUUUUGACUAUGACCCAGAACUUAACCCCAGCAUAGCCAACGGUUUCGCUACGGCUGCCUAUCGAUACGGUCACACCCUGGUACAGGGGUUUAUCGAUUUGUUGGAGAGAAAUGGUGAAGUUAAGGAAAAGGUACCUCUUUCUUCUACGUUUUUCAAUCCUAUACUCUUAUAUAGACCCAAAUACUUUUCGAAAUUCGUUCGAGGAUUAGUUGGACAACCGGCUCAAAAAUACGACAGAUUUAUAACCAGUCAGCUGACCAACCAUUUGUUCCAACCCCACGGUCAUCACUUCGGUUUGGAUCUGGUGGCACUGAACACUCAGAGAGGACGAGAUCACGGAAUCCCUCCCUAUAACGAAUGGAGGCGUUGGUGUAAGUUAAAACCUUUCGAAAGUUUCGACGAACUAAAUCGACUGAUGACUCCUCAAUCCGUACAGGCCUAUAAGAAAUUAUACAGAUCAGUGGAGGACAUCGAUCUGUUUACGGCUGGAGUAUCGGAACGCUCUGUCCCUGACGGAACUCUGGGAGAAACCUUCGCCUGUAUCGUAGGAGAACAGUUCAGAAGACUCAAAUUUGGUGACAGAUUUUGGUACGAGAACGGAAAGCUGGAAUCCUCCUUUACUGACGAUCAACUUGCGGAGAUACGAAAAACCAGUUUGUCUAGGAUCCUGUGCGACAACACGAAAGAAUUUGAUGCCGUUCAGCCCUUGGCAUUUAUUAGAGCUUCCAAAUGGAAUCCUAGAGUUCCGUGUGAUAGCGUGCAAAUUCCUAGACUUAAUUUUGCAAAAUGGAAGAACGAGCCCAAGCCAACGAUUAUUCCAUUGAUUUAUUUAAGGAUUUUUAUCGGGUUCGGUGUUUUUAUUCCGUGUCUACCGGGAAACGUUCCAGAACAACCGGAGGAAUACGAAGACGAACAAGAUAUACCGAUGCCGGAUAUUCGAGAGGAAGAUCUGAAUAAAGCCGGAAAAAGCGGUCUAAAAAGUUUUCGAGAUCUACAACAUUUAGAAGAAGAGUUGUGGCUAAAAGGAGUGACGUUGAAGAAAGGCAGUAAAGAGGCGGCUCAUCAAUCCCUGUUCGGAAAUAACAUCAAAGUGCGUCAAUUGGGCAGGGACGGUUUGAUAAGCGUAGAAGCUUCUCUUCACCUGAUGAAAAAGUUCCAUUUGAACGAAAUUCAAGCCAGAGAUGGAUUAUCUCAAUUUAGUGUUAAAGAUACGAUUAUUAACGACAGUUGUCCCGACGCAAAUAUCUUUUGUAGAAAUACUCAUUAUCGAAGCAUGGACGGUUCUUGCAACAAUCUGAAAAACCGACUUUGGGGAAAGUCCUUUACUGCCUUCGAAAGGUUAUUGCCUCCGGAUUACGCAGACGGCAUAAAUAAACCACGCGUAGCGAAAGACGGAAGCGAAUUGCCGAGUGCUCGUCUCGUGUCUUCUCGACUUUCUUCCGAUCAUAACGCCGCACACGGUUACUUGACCACCCUUUUCGUAUACUGGGGCCAAUUUCUAGACCACGAUUUGACGUUGACGGCUCUCAGCAGAGGAAACAAUGGAAGACGUAUCGAAUGUUGUGGAAGACAAAGCCGAAUGCAUCCUUCCUGUUUUCCUAUUUCCCUUCCAAAGAAUGACACGUUUUAUUCUAAAUUCGAUGAAACAUGUAUGGAAUUCGUUAGAUCGUUUGCAUCGCCCAGACCCAAAUGUAAUUUCGGAGCGAGAGAACAACUGAAUCAGUUAACAGCUUACAUCGAUGGGUCAAAUAUAUACGGUUCGACUAAAGAAGUGGCGGACGAAUUACGAAGUUUCAGCGGUGGUAAAUUGAAAAUCAAUUAUCAAAAUGGAGCGGUGAUGUUACCGAGAGUGAAUAAAAGAAACGAACAAUGCGAAAGAAAACAAACAGAACGCUUUUGUUUCAUGUCUGGUGAUAUAAGAGUAAAUGAAAACAUCAAUUUGGCCAUUAUGCACACCAUCUGGUUAAGAGAACACAACAGAAUCGCAGGAAAACUCCAGGAGAUUAAUCCUUCGUGGGACGACGAGAAAUUGUAUCAGGAAUCGCGUCGAGUAGUUGCUGCUCAAAUCCAGCACAUCACUUACAAAGAAUUCCUUCCGUUGUUACUAGGACAUACGGUGUUUAAUAUUUUCAAACUGAAUUUAAAAUCGAGGGGAUAUAGUUACGAAUACAAUCCAUCAAUUAAACCGUCGAUAUUGAAUAGUUUCGCUACGGCAGCUUAUAGAUUUGGACACACUUUAGUACAAGGCCUAGUCGAUUUGAAGAACGAAAAAGUCGUCACUCGUCAGUUCUCUCUUUCCGAUAACUUAUUUAAUCCGGCAUUGUUAUACAGAAAGAAUCACAUAGAAAUGUUACUGAGAGGAAUGAUCGAUCAGCCGUCUCAAACGUUCGAUAGAUUUAUUACUUCACAGUUGACCAACCAUCUUUUCGAGAGACCGGGAGAAAAAUUUGGACUAGAUUUGAUAUCGAUGAACAUCCAACGAGGAAGGGAUCACGGUCUUCCCGGCUACAAUCAAUGGAGGAAAAUCUGCAAACUAACUCCCAUUACAACUUUUUCGAAGUUGGAAGAAGUCACUGGAAAACAAACGGCUGAUAUAUUCCGUCGGUUGUACAAAUCGGUCGAUGAUAUAGAUUUAUUUGCGGCAGGAAUUGCGGAAUAUCCUAUGUCGGACGGCAUCGUGGGGCCGACGUUUGCUUGUAUAAUUGCCGAACAGUUUCGGAGACUUAAAUACGGAGACAGAUUUUGGUACGAGAAUGGCAAACAAGAAACGUCUUUUACUCCGG
This is a messenger RNA of Centruroides sculpturatus (bark scorpion), 4436 nucleotides long. RefSeq names its product chorion peroxidase-like. The annotation marks the transcript as partial. NCBI's taxonomy places the organism in Eukaryota, Metazoa, Arthropoda, Arachnida, Scorpiones, Buthidae. The record is from RefSeq and is a predicted model, not a curated record. The transcript is spliced from 29 exons. Gene Ontology annotation, molecular function: peroxidase activity; heme binding. Gene Ontology annotation, biological process: response to oxidative stress.